Molecule: messenger RNA, 4012 nt
Organism: Mercenaria mercenaria
Lineage: Eukaryota; Metazoa; Mollusca; Bivalvia; Venerida; Veneridae
Exons: 2
Coding region: 553-2229 (558 amino acids)
Biological process (GO): proteasome-mediated ubiquitin-dependent protein catabolic process; protein polyubiquitination
Molecular function (GO): ubiquitin protein ligase activity
Source: RefSeq, a predicted model, not a curated record
AAUGCGUCGAUAGGCCCUGUGAUACUUCGGAUAAAUAGAUUUUACAAGAACGAGCCUGAUUUAAAACAGGGAAAAACGAAAGAAAAGAGGGGGAAAAGAAAAAAGAUUUUGUGUGGUAUUUGCAGGAUAUAGAAUGUGAACGCGUGCAUUACUUAACCUUAGUUUCCGAGAUGAAUUGAUUAAUCAUAUAGCUGAUACUAUCUUAACGGCGUUGUAAAAUAUUAUGUUUGUAGGUCACCACGAGAAUGCAGGUAAACACAUGCAUUUUCAAAACAGGCAUGUUUACAAAUUGCGUGAAUUUGUUUGCCUUGGAUUUAUGACUGAAAAAUUCCUGUAAUGUUGGGAUGUUAUCGUAUUGUAUGACAUUUUAAUGAUAUGAAAUUCAGAAGUGUUAUUAUUCAGGUUUACACUGUUGAUAUGACUUAUUAAAUGUCAUGAUUUAAAAAAGUUAUAUUGAUUAUGUGAAAACAAAGGAACUUUAUUGGUUUGUGGAGUUAAACCUGGUCAAGGACUUAACAGGGAUCGUCGAGUAACGUAAGGUUGGAUGCUGCAAUGGAUAUCCGUGUGAGAAAACUUAGGAACGGUGAAAAAGUGGAAUCUUUAAGUCGAUCUUAUCCCACCAGCGGAAAACCAAGCUGUUUUCCACAGUGCUUUAACACUAGUACUGAAAGCAUAUCGUCUGACAGAUGCAGAUCACCGAAACUUGGACAAUAUCGAAAACUCCCGACCAAAUCCGAAUGUGACGUGUGUCAGAUUUUCGAUAAAAAUGCUGUUAACCUUAAAUGUCUGCAUACAUUCUGCCCAGGGUGUCUUGAAAGACAUAAGAUAUCAAAAAAUGGAUGCCCGGUUUGUGUAAGUACUGUUGAGGACGGCGAACGGGGUUAUUACUCGACUACAGAAGAAAAGUGCGGUCCCCUCACAGACGACUUUAUCUUUGACGAUUUAGAAAACGAACGCCCCCAAGAGGAAUCUUUGGAUGCCCUUGUUGACAAGCUUGAAUUCGAAGUAUUAUCUAACCUUGAAGAUAGGCAAAGUGCGGUUCAAAGAGAGAUCGAGCGAUUGCAUGUUGAUGUGGACAAAGAGAUCAUAAAGAUACGAGAAUAUGUGCAAAACCUGAAGGUCUUAAUAGAUAAAAGGGCUGAAGUAAUGAUUAAAAAUGCAUACGAUAGCAAAGCUAGACAUAGUGCUGAAUUAGCGAGACAGAAGAAGGUCAUAGGGGACUUCAUAGAUAGGGUCAAAGAGUGUGUUUACAAACAUCGUCAUGCUACAGACCUGUAUUCUUUAAGUGACGUUGAAACUAAGAAGAAAAUUGACAGUUCUGUUAGAAACUUGAUAACACUUUCGGAACAGGUUACAGAAGAGAAUGUCCACAUCAAAUGUACAUCAAAAACUUUAUCUGAUGCAACACUCGAUUUUAUGGGAAAAGUUGGCGUACGAGUGUUCCUUGCUCAGCCCAUUGUUGUAAAUUUGUUUCGAACUUUUGAAUUCCCCGGUGCCGUACACAGUAUUUGUCCGGUAAAUAAUCGAGAGGCUUGGAUAGGGUACCAGAAUUUCAUUCAGCUUUGCUCAAAGUCGGGCCGUCAUGACCGACCAUUGAAUGUCGGCGAAGAUGUUCAUGAUAUCGCUUCGGAUACGAAAGGGAACAUUUUUAUUGCCUGUCACUCAAGUGUAAAGUGUUUAGAUACGUCUCGUAACCUGAAAACAUUGUUCCAGUGUCGGAAAACUCCACAAGGAAUAGCUACUUUUGAAAACGGAAAUAUCGCAGCUUGUAUCGGGAACGAUGUGGUUGUAUAUGACACUGAAGGUAGUUUAGUUUGCGUUCUUGGAGAUCCAAACUCCUGUGAUUUAAAAAUGCCGUAUAAAGUUGCGAUUAAUAACAACGGAGACGUGUGCGUAUCCGACUACCAGUCGAGUGCUGGAGAAGUUGUUGUGUUUGAUAGUGGCGGGAGAGUUAAAGCUAAGUUAAGAACAGAUGGCAUGGCGCCACGUGGUGUAGCUUGCAGUAUGCAGGGGAUGAUAUAUGUCGCUGAUUUUAGAGCGGACAGAAUUAAUCUGUAUUCAACACAAGGCCAUUUCCUAAACACGUUAUUGAGCGGAAACGCGGAUGGGCUCUCUGGUCCUAUGAGUAUAGCGCUAGACGAAGGUGGGGACCUGUGGAUUGGGGACUGGAAAAGAAAGGUUCGAGUUUAUAACCAGUCAAUCAGCAAAGACGACGACUAUGCAGACUGAAAUAUUUACUUUAGUAAGAUUAUGCACAUCACGAAAGGACCACUAUAUUGAAUUUAAAUUCUAUCAGCUCAGUAUUCUCUGAUAUAUCUCUGUGUUUACCAAUUUGAAUUUGAUGUACAUCUGAAGGAUAUAAAAUGUCUAUUUUAUAGGUUAUUUUUUGACAAAGUGCGUUCUGGCUACAGUGCGGUCAUUGACAACAGAUGAAUAUUACCAUUAAACAUAUUUGACACAUAUGGAAUAUGAAGUAUUGAUACAUUUGUCAACCAUUAUUUAUGAACAUACUUUGCUGUAGACAUUUUGGCGUCGUGGGCGAUACAUAAGCCUGUUCGUUAACAACAUCAGUUUCAUUUAAACCGUUACUUUGAUCUAUGAGGUAAUUUGUCUAUAGUGUUCAGUUUGAAGAAAAGUAUAUAACAGGCCACGAAAAUAAUUGUUUCCAUAUGCGUAGCACAAUAAUUUCCAUUGUUGUCAGCAGGGAGUGGGGGGAGUACGAGAACACUGUAGAAUUUGGUAUUUAAAAUUGGAUUGUAGGAAAAAGGAUAUUUAAAAAAUGUAACUUUUAAAUUUCUACAAGUCCAUUUUGGUGGGAGUGUAACUGACAUGUUCGUAUUUGACAACAUUUAUUGUGGAAUUUUAUAAAACUUCCCUUGUAUCUUCAUUAAUAGACUAGUUACUACAUAAAACAGCGAGAAGAUCAGAUUUUAUGACAUUGGACAUAGAAUGUAGACUGACUACAUACAUUAACUUUGAAAUGAAUGUGGAAAUAAUAUUAUAUCAUAGUCUAGGAGCUAGUCUACUUAGUAAGCAUUUACUAGUAUAGUUGGCAAUACAGUACACGAUGUGAUUAAAAUGUGAAGAAAAAAACAACAGUACAUGUAUUUAGCCAUUGUGACUGUUUCUUUACUUCUGUUAUCGGUUAUUAUCAUUAAAUUAACGACUUUUAUUCUUUUUCAUCUAUUCAACAUUCACAACAUUCAAUUACGCUGUUGUUGUUGUUUUUUUUUAAGAAAACUAAUUAAUUUUUUCAUUGGUAAGAUUACCGCCUUGUACAUAUUUAUUUUAUCGCAGUCGAAAAGCCGUACGUGAUAUGUGCCUUUAAAUUCUGUUUUCUAUUCCGAUCCGAUCAGCUACAGUUCGUUUUGCAUCAGAAAACUGAAAAAUACAAUUCUAGUUUUACAAAUUAACAGUGACAUAAUAUUUAAAUGCGAGACAAUGUAUCUGAUGUCUUGAUAUUUUAUUCAAUUAUAGUUGCAGUAUGUACAGUAGUUGGCGUAUUUAGCUAAGGUUAGAUUACAUUUUGUUUGUAAAGUGUAAGUAUACUUUAAAACCGUACUGAAGAUACCGAAAAAGUUUAAUUCAAGAAGGGCUUAUUAAAUUGCCCACUUGUCAUCUUGUAGUAUAGCCAUACCAUACCUGUAUUAGAACAUUUUUGUAUGUUUUAACUCAAUGAUUUACAUGAAGUUUAUGUGGGGGAAAAUAGCUCACUAGGUUGUGACGGAAACAUCGUAAAUCAUUAAAGGAGACGCUUCCGAUUUUGAAAUAAAAUUAUCUAUCAAGAUUAAAAUCUUUAAUGCGAACUUGAUAUGUUGCGUUUAGUCAUUAAAACUCGAGAUAUUUACAAUAUUCCCUCCAGAGCAUUUCAAUGAAAUAAAUCGUUCCACGGCAAAAACGGAAUAUUUAAUAGGAUAUAUUAAACUUCAUCCAGUUUAUGUUCAAGUAUUGAGUGUGUUUUAAACAGUAUAUUAAAGGCAUAUGUGAAAUACAUCAUUAAUUUCAUACUAUA